GGCAGGAAGUGGGUUGCGGCGGCGGAGGGGUUAAUUCACACUUCGCUCAUCACAGAACGUUUCCGUAUUGUCACCAUUUCCGCUCCGGAGACCGACCGAGGAGAGAGCAUGGGGGACCCCGAGAGUGAGGAGGAGGCGGCGAGACCCCCCCGAUCCGCCCUCCGAGCCCUCAUCCCCGGGAGAGACUUCAUCGCCUCCCGCAAGGGGCAACUACUGCUGGCCGAGUGGGUGGUGUCUUUUCUCACGUUCAUCUGUUACAUCGCAUCGACCGCCGUCAGUCUGAUGACCGUACCGCUCAUAGAGUUCCUUUGGGCUCUCUUUACAUUUUUUGCCUAUUCCACUAAACUGAAUGAGCAGCUGAAGGGGAUCUUGUGGCCUCUGCUGGACUUCAUUCGCUGUGUGUCCGCCGCCAUCAUCUACUUCAUAGUGUCCCUCGUAGCCGUGUCCAAAUAUUCCUGUGCGGCAUCCAAAGCUGCUGCGGUUCUAGGUUUUAUAGCAACAAUUGUUUUUGCAAUAGACUUCUACGUAAUCUUCAAUGACCUCAUCAAGUUUCUGAAGAAAGGCGAGCCCGAGGAGAAUGAGCCACAGCAACAGAAGUCAGAUGAUGACGAAUUUGACUCCGAUUCCGACUGAGCGAGCUUUCUACGCCUGCCCGAGGCCGUGCUGUGUCUGUGCGCCACCAGGAGGAGGAGGAGGUGAUGUCUCCAUCGCACCCACCGCUGACAACUGUCAUCCGGAAAACACAAACUCUUAUUUUUAUAUUCCAUCCCAAGGACGGCUCACAACUGGGAUUUUUUAUUUUAUUUUUUUAAGGAGGAACUCCGCUCCAGAAAGAUGGUGGGAUCCAGGGGCGGACUGAGCAUUCGGGCACUACCCGAGGGCCCCAUGCCACUAGGGGGCCCCACCAGGGUUGCCUCUGGACAAGGACAGUAUGUAAAUAUCUGUGUCUUUAAAAAAAAUCCCAAGAUUAUAGCUG
Molecule: messenger RNA, 976 nt
Organism: Rana temporaria (common frog)
Lineage: Eukaryota; Metazoa; Chordata; Amphibia; Anura; Ranidae
Gene: CMTM3
Product: CKLF like MARVEL transmembrane domain containing 3
Exons: 5
Coding region: 109-633 (174 amino acids)
Cellular component (GO): membrane
Source: RefSeq, a predicted model, not a curated record